This is a messenger RNA of Ricinus communis (castor bean), 2062 nucleotides long. RefSeq names its product cytochrome P450 94A1. Gene Ontology annotation, molecular function: iron ion binding; oxidoreductase activity, acting on paired donors, with incorporation or reduction of molecular oxygen; monooxygenase activity. The coding region runs from base 279 to 1772 and encodes 497 amino acids. Lineage: Eukaryota; Viridiplantae; Streptophyta; Magnoliopsida; Malpighiales; Euphorbiaceae. The transcript has a single exon. The record is from RefSeq and is a predicted model, not a curated record.
GAUCUAAUUCUAAGUUAUGUUCUGUAAUUGUUUCACGCACGUGCCAUUGGUUUCUAUUUUUUCUUUUCUUUUUUCUGAUUUUCUUGGACAUCAAUCAAAACCAAAAUUGACUUCGUCUAAUGUGUCUAUAUCUGAACUACGUAUGCACCUGAUUUAAAUAUCUCUGUAAUGCCUUCCCCAACUUGCAUCCACCAUCAAACAACCAUUCCUUAGUUCUUACUCCAAUCUUAUUUCUCUCUAGCCCAACUCUGAGAAAAGAAAACAAAAAGAAGACGAAAAUGUUAACAGAACUCUCACUGUCAUUUUUCUUUAUACUUCUCUCAAUAUUCUUCAUCUUCAAAACCCCCAAAUCCAAGAAAUCAGUCUCAGCUAAUCUCCCUAAGCCGUACCCGAUUAUCGGCAACUAUCUUGAUAUAAAAGCAAACUGGAACCGCCGUUUCCAAUGGACAUCUGAUUUGCUCCAAAACUCACCUUCUGCAACAUAUGUGAUUCAUCGCCCUCUAGGUGGCCGCUGGAUCGUAACAGGCAACCCAGCCAAUGUUCAACACAUACUCAAGACUCACUUUCAUCUCUACCAGAAAGGUCACACCUUUCGCAGCGCUCUAUUUGAUUUUCUUGGCAAUGGGAUCUUUAAUGUUGAUGGCGAUACUUGGAAAUUCCAAAGACAAGUUGCUAGCCAUGAAUUCAACACCAAGUCAUUACGUAAAUUUGUUGAAACUGUUGUCGAUACUGAGCUCAUUCAACGACUAAUCCCAUUCCUCUCAGCCGCCGCCGAAAAUGGAACUGUUCUUGAUUUUCAAGAUAUUCUACAAAGAUUUGCUUUUGAUAACAUAUGCAAGAUCGCUUUUGGAUACGAUCCCGCUUAUCUGUUGCCAUCACUUCCACAGGCAAAGUUUGCACAAGCUUUUGAGGAUGGUGUCAGGAUAAGCAGUGACAGGUUCAAUUCACCAUUCUGGCGAAUCAAAAGAGCUUUCAAUAUUGGAUCAGAAAAAAAACUCCAAGAAGCCAUUUCUCAAGUGCGAGAUUUUGCGGCGCACGUGGUGGAGGAAAAGAAACAAGAACUUAAAGAAAACUCAUCGCUCGAAUCUGUUGAUCUCUUAUCAAGAUUCUUGAGCUCUGGCCAUUCAGAUGAGACAUUUGUUAUCGAUAUCGUCAUCAGUUUUAUAUUAGCAGGCCGCGAUACAACAUCUGCAGCACUAGCAUGGUUUUUCUGGUUGAUAAAUAAAAACCCACAAGUAGAAACCAGGAUUCUUGAAGAAAUAAAUGAGAAGUCAGAGAUGCCGAUUUUUGAAGAAGUGAAAGACAUGGUAUACACUCAUGCUUCUUUAUGCGAAAGCAUGAGGCUCUAUCCUCCAGUUCCAACUGAUUCCAAACUCGCUAUCGGCGACGAUGUUUUGCCAGACGGUACUGUGGUGACAAAAGGAUCAAGAGUUACAUAUCAUCCAUAUGCUAUGGGAAGAUUAGAAAUGCUAUGGGGUGCGGACUGGGCUGAUUUUAAGCCAGAGAGGUGGCUUGAGAGAGAUAUAGUGAAUGAAAAAUGGAAUUUUGUGGGGAGAGAUGCGUAUACUUAUCCGGUGUUUCAAGCUGGGCCAAGGAUUUGUCUGGGUAAAGAAAUGGCCUUCUUGCAAAUGAAGAGGGUUGUUGCUGGUGUUUUAAGUAAGUUUAAGGUGGUGCCAGCGUUUGAGGAUGGUUUUGAGCCGGAGUUAGUUGCAUAUCUCACGGCUAAGAUGGACGGUGGCUUUCCUGUCAGGAUUGUGGAGAGGGCCAAGUAAGGAUUGCUGAGUUUGCCUGUUCAUUGUUUGUUGAAAGGUCUAAAUGAAUAUACAAUUAGGGUCAAAUACAUUGAUUGAGAGGCUGGCUGUUUGGGGGGGGUUUAAUGAUUAGAUGAACAAGGUAUGUAAGGAAUGUUUUCUUCUAUAUAUGUAGUUUUGAAAGAUUGCUGUAGUAGCUAGUAACAAAAUUGUAAGCAAUAGCGUUGAUCAUUGUUAUGCUUUCUGUUUUUGUAUAAUAAUUUUGAUUUGGAAAUCAUAUAAAUGGAGGCAGUGUUUCAUUAUUGAGAUCA